Molecule: messenger RNA, 1667 nt
Organism: Owenia fusiformis
Lineage: Eukaryota; Metazoa; Annelida; Polychaeta; Sabellida; Oweniidae
Source: the annotation of a GenBank genome assembly
UUAUCAAAACUGUAUUUUAAAGUUUGCGUAUGACAUUGCCUUGGUCUAUCUAAGACUACCUGUUGAAACAUAUUCCACCCACAAAAAUGGCAGCCACUAAAUCUUUCAUCGAAGAAUAUACUGGACUCUUGAAAUGUGCUAUAUGUCUGGAGAUAGUGAAGACACCAAAGUCGCUCAAAUGCUUACAUACAUUCUGUGAAGGAUGUUUGGGCACAUGGAUCAAAGAUGAAAAGGACAAUCGAAAAAAGACAUACCCUUGUCCAGUAUGUAUGUGUGAAAAUGCCGUUCCUGCAAAAGGUGCAAGAUCGUAUAUGACCAACUUUACCAUGAAGUCGAUGGCUGAAGCUCUAGAAAAGGCCAAACAAGAAGAUGAGAAAGACAUUGAAUGUGACACAUGUAUGCAGGGUGAAGACCAUUCAAGUGCUGUCACCAGAUGUGUUGAAUGUGCCGAAUACAUGUGUGAAAUAUGUGAGAUAUAUCACGGCAGAAUGAGAUCAACAAAAUCUCAUCAGUGCGUUAAACUGACCGGAGAUCCAGAGAGAGAUGCCAAGAUCGCAAUAGAGAGCUUGGGUCAGAGAAACGUUGAUUGUUCCAAGCAUGCUGAGCAGCCACUCGAGUUCUACUGUAAGACACACAAAAUUCCUGUAUGCAGAGACUGUUGUAUAACUGACCAUUUUGGACAUCCCUGUGUUGAAAUCGAUGAUGUGGCAAAGGCAGAAUUGCGCAAAGUGUCUGCAUUGAUGGGUUUAGCCACCCAGCGAAAAAACUUGCUUGAAAGUCAACUCGGAACAUCAGUUGAUUUAACAGAUGCCCAAGGAAAGAAAUUCACAGAACUUCUCAACUCCAUUAAUUUUGAUCGACAGGCUGCACAAAAUGAACUUGAUAAACACUUUAACAAACUUGAACGUGAUGUGCAAGAUUUACAAGAUAAAACCAUAAAGCAAAUUGAAUCCCAAAGAAGCCAUUUAGAGCAACAAAAGGGCAUUACUGAGACGACAUUACUUUACGUAACCACUCUACAGAAAUAUGGACACCCCAUUGAAAUCAUGAAAUCAAGAGCCGAUAUAAACCAAAUACUUCAAAACUGGAGCCCAAUGACUUCUACUGCAGACUUUGACACUCUUGCCAAAUCUCUUGAAAAAAUUAGAUAUCAACCUCGCCGCUUGGACGUAUCUAAACUGGGACACAUUAUUUCAGCAUCUGAUAAGGGGCAAACCAGGGUGUCAGUGACAACUGUAAAACGAAAGUGACUUCCAAAGUUUUCCAUUUAAACUUUACAGAGAACCAGACAUUUGUUUGAUAAUAUUGAUACAUUAAGUAGAUAACAUAUACACAUUAUAUGAUAAUCAUAAUAAUGAUUGUUUGACAAGAAUUGUAGAUCAUGUAAGAAAUGCAUUGACUAAAAUGGCAUCCAAAGGAAACAAAUGACAUUUGUUAUACUGUAACAAAUGUAUAACAAGCAUAUACAAGUAUAUAACCCAGAUAUAUAAUCGGAACUUACUACUCCAGAGAAGUGCAAACAUUGCUCUCAAAAAACCUAAAUACACUAUGUUUAUCAAAAAUCAUUAUUUCAGUAAUUCUGUUUACACAGUGUUGGAAGAAGAGACAACAUUAUGGGCUUUUUGGCUUUUAACUAGAGAAUGCUCAUGGCAACAUCAAGUGUUUUU